This is a messenger RNA of Scophthalmus maximus (turbot), 1121 nucleotides long. It is a transcript of the gene ppp1r35, whose product is annotated as protein phosphatase 1, regulatory subunit 35. The transcript is spliced from 6 exons. Bases 133 to 948 code for a protein of 271 amino acids. Gene Ontology annotation, biological process: negative regulation of phosphatase activity. Gene Ontology annotation, molecular function: phosphatase binding. NCBI's taxonomy places the organism in Eukaryota, Metazoa, Chordata, Actinopteri, Pleuronectiformes, Scophthalmidae. The record is from RefSeq and is a predicted model, not a curated record.
CAAACACGAGAGGAGGCAGAAGAAGAAGCAGCAGAAGCAGCAGAAGAAGCAGAAGUAGAAGCAGAAGAAGCAGAAGCAGAAGCAGCAGCGAUUUUCGAAGAGAAGCCGGUAUUCCAGUCGUGACGCGCUAGGAUGAAGACCUCCUCCCUUCUCUCUCCUCCUCCCUCCCCUCCCCGUGCCCCCCUCCCCCUUGCACCCUCCUCUUCUUUAAGUGGCCAUCCAGAACUCGACCUGUCGGUCACACUCAGCCCCGCUGCCAAGACGGGCCGCUCCCAGAUGAAGCCCGGUCAGGGACAGACACGAAACACGAGGGACCGACAGGUGUAUUUUGAAGAGCCGGUGGUCGUCACGGUUGCACCGGAGCCUCACGUCACGCUGAGCAGAGAUAAAUCACAUCAGCAGCCAUGCAGAGGUCAGCGGAGGAGGAGAGGAUAUCACCAUGACCCCAGACCGUCAGAGGAGCCUCCUGCUGCAGCAUCAGAUCAAGAUCCAGUCUGUCUAGAGAGGGCGGAGUUAAACACCACUCUGGCCCUGAAGGCGGAGCUCCAGUCACAGCAGGGUGUGGAGUUUAAUUACCAAAGGGCCAUUCAGGAGACUCUCCGUAGGUCAGAGAGGACCAAGAACCUGAUCAACACAAGAGCUACAGAAGUAGUGAAUGUCUCUCGCUCUCGGCUUCUCUUCACCUCACUGGUCAGUGUCAACGUGCAGAAGGAUCAGUUGAUCAGCCAGGUGCUUCAGGAUAGGCUGGCCACGUGUCCCCUCGGCCACGACAACAAAGCAUCGGAUGGCCCCUCUCUUCUCCUCUUCAUGUCCUCUGACCUGCUCAGACAGAAGCCCCUCCCACCAGCAGGGGAGCCUGUGAAUUACAAGCCCCACCCAUCGUCACGACCCGCCCACUCGACCUUUGACCUCUGCAGAAGACGGAGACAAUGGGAAGCCUUGCUGUAACGUAUACUAAGGAGAGCUCUGAUUAGCUGGAGGUAUUGAAGUUCUUAUCAGACUGUGUGAUGUCAUUCUAUAAUAAUAAUUUUUUAUUAAAUCAGUUUUUUAAUUAUUUAAAUCUGUUUUGAAAGGACACUAAAAUUUUGUUUGGUGCAAUAAAGUCUUUCCUAACACACUCA